UACAACUUGCAAAAUUUUGUCGGCAAAAUCAUUUUUUAUUUCUUCGGUUCUUUCACAAGUUUGGGCGACGAGUUAUGUAAACUGUCACAUAAAAGUUGGCCCAUUUCGAAAUUCCCCCAGUAAUGUUUUGGCUGAAAUCCGUACUGAGGUGCCGGCAGCAUCUAAACAGCAGGCUCUGCCAAAUCCGCUGUAACCGAAUCGAUUCCGGGAGAACUCCCGCUCUCUAUGGGGCGAAUACUCCGCGAUUGUCCAGAGACGCAUCCGCCGUUUGUAGCUCUUUUAGACUCAGACCACUAUCGAUCCGCUACAGUUGCAGCGUAAAUAUUCCCCAGCCCGCUGACAUGGCUAAUAAGACCGCGCACUUCGUCCUGCCUAACACGCAGCCCAUCGCCGACUUGGACUGUAAAACCGCCUUCGAGAACCUGACUGAGAAGGAGAAGCUCUAUGCUCACCACUUUAGCAAGGCUUCUUGGGACGGAGGCCUCAUCGCCGUCAUCCAGUCGAGUCCUGAAGCACCGCUUAUUUUCUCCUUGCUGCACCGUAUCUUUGUGGCAGAGAAGCCGUCUGAGCUGAAAGUCAAGGCUCUACAAGCAGGAGUCAGUUCUGAUGAGUACACAGGCUUCCUGGUCUAUGCCUGCGGUGUGUUCGCCAACGCGGGCAACUACAAAGGAAUGGGCGAUAGCAAGAUCGUGCCCAAUCUGCCCGAGGCGAAGUUUGAAAGCAUUGUACGUUCCUCAGCUGCCUACGCAGCCGAGCCACGAGUGGGUAAAAUCUUCGAAAAAGUCAAGGACUUGGUAUAUGCGCUGGAGUCGCGAAACGAGAUAUUGGGAUUUGCUCCUGAUGGGAUAACUACGUACUGGUCGGACAACUGCACCAAGGAAGAUUCUGUGAUUGUCAACAAGUGGCUAACCUCCAAGCGCAUAGAACCCUACAUGUGCCGCACGUUUAAGGUGCUAGAAAAUGGUCAAACCAUCUACGAUGUCAAGUUGGGAUCAGUGGCGGAAUCCCCGCAGGACGGGAUCACACUGCCGCUGGAGGAGUUCAAGGGCAACAAGUUCAGAGUGACCCGGGGAGACUACCGAAAGCUCCUGCAGCGCGUCAACCAGCACCUGUUGGAGGCCCAAAAGUACGCGGCCAACGAUAAUGAGUCCAAGAUGAUCGAGCACUACGUUCGGUCCUUCGAACAGGGCUCGCUUGCCGAACACAAGGACGGCUCGCGCUGGUGGAUCAAGGACAAGGGGCCUGUUAUUGAGACAUACAUUGGCUUUAUUGAAACCUACAGAGAUCCGGCUGGAGGUCGCGCCGAAUUCGAGGGCUUUGUGGCCAUGGUAAACAAAGAGAGCUCCGCGAAGUUUUCCGAACUUGUAAAUCGAGCCGAGAAGCUUGUGGAGUACCUGCCCUGGACGAAGCCGUACGAGAAGGAUUCCUACUUAAAGCCUGACUUUACCUCCCUCGAUGUCCUUACCUUCGCAGGUAGCGGAGUGCCUGCCGGCAUUAAUAUUCCAAACUACGAUGAAAUCCGUCAGGACGAGGGUUUUAAGAACGUCUCAUUGGGCAAUGUGCUGGCCAACAUAAACCGCAAAGACCCCAUUCCCUUUCUUACCGGAGAGGACCAGAUUUUGAUGAAGGAGUAUAAGGUAAGCGCUUUCGAGGUUCAAGUAGGUCUCCAUGAACUUCUUGGUCACGGCAGCGGUAAGCUGUUCCGGGUCGACGAGAACGGACUCUACAACUUUGACAAGGAGAACACCAAGAACUUGAUCACUGGCGAAAGCAUCUCGACGUGGUACCUGCCGGGGGAAACAUACGAUACGAAGUUUGGGGCGAUUGGAUCUUCAUAUGAGGAGUGCCGUGCUGAAGCCGUGGGACUUUAUCUCUCCCUGCAGCGGGACAUUCUAGAGAUCUUCGGUUUCAAGGACAAGGUGGAGCAGGACAACAUCAUCUACGUUAACUGGCUCAGCCUGAUUUGGAACGGGAUGGGCGUGGCCCUGGAAAUGUUUAACCCUAAGUCCAAGCUGUGGCUACAGGCCCAUUCUCGCGCCCGGUUCGUUAUUAUGAAGGUACUUCUGGAAGCUGGUGACGGGCUGGUGAAAGUUGAGGAAACCGAGGGCGGAAAGAACCUUCUGUUGACCGUAGAUCGUACCAAGAUCGAGACCGUAGGAAAGAAGGCACUAGGGGACUUUCUCACCAAACUCCAGGUUUACAAGUCGACGGCGGACAUCCAGGCGGCCAAUAAAAUGUACGAGCACUAUUCGGAGGUGAAUGACAGCGGAUCGCAUCCUUGGGCCAAGUGGCGGGACAUCUGUCUGGCUCACAAGAAGCCGCGAAUGAUCCUCGUGCAGGCCAACACUGAGGUGGGAAAGGACAACAAGGUGCAGCUGAAGACCUACGAGCCAACCCAUGAGGGCUACAUCCAGUCCUGGGUGGAGCGUUACCCCACCACGGACAUCGAUGAUCUGCUGGAAUCCAUUGCGGAAAAAGACAAGAAGUACUUUCCGACGGCCUUUGAAAAUUGAUUAUGCAUUUAAUGACUUCUUAUAGAUUUAAAUUAUGAUUUUGAAGAAAUUAUUAAAUUGUCAUUUAAUGACGAAGUACCCAUUUUCCA
This is a messenger RNA of Drosophila serrata, 2602 nucleotides long. It is a transcript of the gene DppIII, whose product is annotated as dipeptidyl peptidase 3. Gene Ontology annotation, cellular component: cytoplasm. Gene Ontology annotation, biological process: proteolysis. Gene Ontology annotation, molecular function: metalloexopeptidase activity; dipeptidyl-peptidase activity. Lineage: Eukaryota; Metazoa; Arthropoda; Insecta; Diptera; Drosophilidae. The record is from RefSeq and is a predicted model, not a curated record.